CUGGCUUUCGACCUGCUAAGCCCUGAGUGCCUUCUUUUUCGAUCAGUUGGUCCCUUUAAAUUUGUCUUUUAACAUAGACGGAGGACAAGAGCAGGCGAUUAAGAACGCAAAUGAUGGAACAAUUCAAAGGUCUAGCAAAAACCUUGUACAUUUGGUCGACAACGGAGAACUUGGAGAAAAAAGUAGACGAAAUAAAGGCAGCUACAGGAGGAGAUGUUCAGGUUGAAAAUAUUAACCGCUUAUCCAUGGCAACUUAUGCCAAUGCUUCAUUUGAUUUAAUUGUCAUUGAAAAUGCCCAAUUGACUGAUGCAUUUGGAAAGUUAUUGAACUUAUUAAAACCCAAAGGCAAAUUACAUUUGUUAACAUACGUGGGUAGUUCUGAAAGUAUUUUGCAAGAAUUAAAAUUGUCGGGUUUCGUUAAUUCAACGAACUCACAAAACACCAUUACAUGUGAAAAGCCUGGUUAUGAAACUGGUUCGGCGGUAAAAUUGUCAUUUGCUAAAUCUAAACCAGCUGCUGCUGCAGUAUGGAAAAUUGAUGGCGAUGAGGCUGAGGAGGAGGAUUUAAUAAAUGAAGAUGAUUUACUGGACGAGGAGGAUAAAAAGAAACCAGAUCCUGAGUCUUUGAGAGUUUGUGGCACAACCGGCAAAAGAAAAGCCUGCAAGAACUGUUCCUGUGGUCUAGCUGAUGAAUUGGAAGCUGAAAAACAACAAAAGACCAAAGUGGAAACACAAAAUGCAAAAUCUAGUUGCGGCAGCUGUUAUUUGGGUGAUGCUUUCCGUUGCUCUACAUGUCCCUAUUUGGGUAUGCCCGCCUUUAAACCUGGCGAAAAAGUACAACUUGCCGGAAACCUUUUAAACUCUGAUUUAUAAUUUGAUGUACAUGGCACAAUUGUUCUUAAAAAUUCCAAAAACGAAAAUAAAUAUAGUAUUUUGAUAAAUUAUAA
Musca domestica (house fly) is the source of this 946-nucleotide messenger RNA. It is a transcript of the gene CIAPIN1, whose product is annotated as anamorsin homolog. Gene Ontology annotation, cellular component: cytoplasm. Gene Ontology annotation, biological process: iron-sulfur cluster assembly. Bases 111 to 872 code for a protein of 253 amino acids. The transcript has 4 exons. Gene Ontology annotation, molecular function: iron-sulfur cluster binding. Lineage: Eukaryota; Metazoa; Arthropoda; Insecta; Diptera; Muscidae. The record is from RefSeq and is a predicted model, not a curated record.